Salmo salar (Atlantic salmon) is the source of this 5302-nucleotide messenger RNA. The record is from RefSeq and is a predicted model, not a curated record. Lineage: Eukaryota; Metazoa; Chordata; Actinopteri; Salmoniformes; Salmonidae.
AACUGGUCACAGCUGAACAACGACUUUUCACUUUUUACUUCUAAACUUAGCCGUCGAAGAAAGUUGGACUAGCUACGUUGAUAACUUUAUCUUUACACCCAAAUAUAUAGAUAUAUAGAUAUAUAUAUAUAAAAAGAAAAAUACUCUUAUUACAGUAAAAGUGGGAUUUCCAACACGAAAGUGGCUUAUUAAAGAAGAAAGAGGAGGAAUUUAUCUCCAGGAAAACUUCUGGAAAAGUGAUACCUGAGACCGUUACGUUAGUAUCCAUCUUUUCCAAGUUAAAGUUGGUUAGCAACUUGGCUAGCUAGUUUGGUAAAAAAAACAACAAAAAAAAACACGUUAUAAAGUGUGAUUAGCUACCUAAUUAGUUAUUAUUUUAUUUUUUGAGGCAGGUUUUUUUUUUACUCACUUCUUGCUGACUUGUUUUUGCUAGCUAACAGUAUCUAAACGUUAGUAUCUAAACGUUAGUAUCUAAACGUUAGUUUGCUGGUUAGCAAGUUGGCGCUAGGUAGCUGCUAGCGAUAGCAUCACAUAUAUCAUCUCUCAUAGCAUCUUGCUACGUUACUUUUUGGAUGUUGGAUGCUAGUCAACGAAUAUAAAAACUGUUAGCAUAUCUGCUACUGUACUAGCUAGCUUGCUAGCUAGCUAUAUCAAUCUAUUCGUUGAGCAUGUAGAAUUACUAACCUGACACAAGUGUACAGGAUAUAAAUCAUUAUUUUAUUUUUUUUGGACUCCUUACGUGAGUCAGACAAACUCAAAACACCUGUCGAUGUAGAGAAAGUGAUCACGGAAAGGGGACCGUUCACAUCGAGCAUCUCAAGGCAAGGAAGUCAUUUAACUUUCCCGAAAGGACCUCAACUUGAAUGAAGAACCACCACCAUCAUCAUCAUCAUCCUCAUCAUCAUCAUCAUCAUGAAAGUGACAGUGACAUUUGGACAGACGAGUGUCGUGGUUCCGUGUAAAGAAGGAUGGAAAGUCCGUGAACUCAUUCAACAAGCCACACAGAGAUACAGGAAGUUAUUGGAACAGGAGGGCAACUUCCUGGUUCGUACUCACCACGUGGAGUACUGCGACGGGGGCAUCCUGGACCCUGAUGAUGUUCUGACUGACCUGGUGGAGGACAGAGACAAGCUGAUGGCCGUCUAUGAGGAGCAGGAGGCCCAGCGGAGAGGAGCUGUGAGUCCCAGAGGUGGAGUAACAGGACGGCCCAGCCAAGACCCCUAUGACGCUGAGGUCUCCGUCUUCCAGCCAAUCAGAGGAGGAGAGAUAGAGGUCAACUCCUCAGCUCUCCAAUCCAACACUCCUCUGCUUGUAAGGAGCAGCAGCGAAUCAACCCUCAGCCCCCUAGUGGAGAUGUUACAGCCCACCCAGCCUCAGGAGCCCAACGACAGGCCUGGCCCUGAACCCCCCACGGGGGUGAACCAUGGACUGGAAAAGACAGGAGGACACAGAGCUGAUGUCUCCACUACCAAACUCAACACAUUCUCUCUCAGCCUGACCAAGACAGUGGAGAUCUCAGGGGAACACGGUCCGCUGGGGAUCCACGUUGUUCCAUAUGUCUCCUCUCUCAGCGGACGGGCUCUGGGCCUGCACAUUCGUGGCGUGGAGGAGAACAGUCGUUCUAAGCGAGAGGGGAUCUUCCAGGACGACGAGUGCAUUGUUAAAAUCAAUGAAACAGAGUUAAUGGACAAAUCCUUUACCCAGGCACAGGAAGUGUUCCGUUAUGCUAUGCGGUCCCCCAUGGUGCGUCUGGAAGUAGUUCCUGUCUCCAACAGGGAGAGGUACGAGAAGAGCCUGAUUGGUCAGCUCUUCAACCAAUCAGGCAGUCCCAAAGCCACACUCAAGACUUCCUCUAAGGAGCCUCCUUCAAUCAAACCCGCCGUUAAGCCCUAUGACUCUCCUACUGCCCGAAUGGCUGAGGACAGCAUCAGCCUAGAGGGCCGACCAAUGGGAUCCCCCCAUCUCGCCCACCCUGUCCCCGUCAGCCUAUCCCCUGUCCCCAAGGAGAAGAGUGACAGCCCGCUCCUGAAGAGGAGUCCCACCUUCUCUACCCUGGUGGGCUUCACCAGCAAGAAGGGAGGGAAGAGACUGAAGAUCGAUUUAAAGAAAGGUCCCGAGGGUCUAGGCUUCACAGUGGUGACCAGGGACUCAUCUGUACACGGUCCUGGUCCUAUCUUGGUCAAGAACAUCCUGCCGCGCGGGGCCGCCGUCAAAGAUGGACGCCUGCAGUCUGGCGAUCGGAUCCUGGAGGUGAACGGUGUGGACAUCAGCAGGCGUAGCCAGGAGGACUUGGUAUCCAUGUUGAGGAGCACCAGACAGGGAGAAAGUGUUGUUCUGCUGGUGGCCAGACAGGAAGAUGUGUUCCUGCCCAGAGAACUGAAGGAAGAGGAGGCACGUGCUGUCCUGCUGUCCGAGGAAGGGAAGGAGCAGCUGAUGUUUGAGGUUCCUCUGAAUGACACAGGGUCCGCUGGUCUAGGCAUCAGCCUAAAGGGCAAUAAGUCCAGGGAGACAGGAGAAGACCUGGGCAUCUUCAUCAAGUCCAUCAUCCAUGGAGGAGCAGCGUACAAGGACGGUCAUCUGCGUGGCAACGACCAGCUGAUAGCGGUGAACGGAGAGUCUCUACUGGGGAAGUCGAACCAUGAAGCCAUGGAGACCCUGAGGAGAUCCAUGUCCAUGGAGGGGAAUCUGAGAGGCAUGAUACAGCUGGUGGUGCUACGAGCCCUGGUCAAAUCAGAGGAUCCAUUUGUCCCCUCGAACCAGUCUUUUGAUGCCUCUAUCAGCUGCCCGGCCAGAUCAGCUAACACCUCAGCCCAGCAGCCUGUGGUCAACAACACCAUCUAUGAGAGAUCUAAUGUCUUUAAUGGGAGUUCCGUCCACGUUGGUGAAGAGGAUGACGAAGAGGAGUUGAAUCUUAUAUCUCCUCGUCAGGAAGGUCUGAGUCCAGCCCCAGGGGAGAGCUCUACCAGGCCCAUCUCUGGACCAGCCCCAGGGGAGAGCUCCACCAGGCCCAUCCCUGGACCAGCCCCAGGGGAGAGCUCUACCAGGCCCAUCCCUGGACCAGCCCCAGGGGAGAGCUCCACCAGGCCCAUCCCUGGACCAGCCCCAGGGGAGAGCUCCACCAGGCCCAUCCCUGGACCAGCCCCAGGGGAGAGCUCUACCAGGCCCAUCCCUGGACCAGUCCCAGGGGAGAGCUCUACCAGGCCCAUCCCUGGACCAGCCCCAGGGGAGAGCUCUACCAGGCCCAUCCCUGGACCACAGCCGGCCCAGUUUCAGUACCACCACACCAAGUCCUCCAAGAGCAUGGACCUGGUGGCAGAUGAAAGCAACGUGGGAUCACUAGCAGGUCACAGGUCAGAGCCCUCCCCGGCCGUGGACCUUGGUCCUACCUUGGGUUUGAAGAAGUCCAGUUCUCUGGAGAGUCUGCAGACGGCCAUGUCAGAGGUCAGGAAGAAUGAGCCCCUCCCCUUUCACAGACCACGCCCCCACAUGGUCAGAGGGAGGGGCUGCAACGAGAGCUUCAGAGCGGCCAUUGACAAAUCUUACGACGGGCCAGCUGAUGAAGAUGAUGAUGACCUGUCAGAACAGAGUUCUGGACGGGACACCCCAGCCAGCGGCUCCUCUCGCCAGGGAGUGGGGGAAGCCACGGAGGAGAGGAAAGACAAGAAGCAGAAGGUCAAAGGAAUGAAGAAAGACAAGCAGUCCAAAAGCAAAGGGAAGAAGAUGAGUGAGGACGAGCCAGACAAGAAGACCAAGAAGAAGAAAGGUUUUGGUUUACUGAGAUUUGGAAAGAAGAAAAACGAGAAGGUAAAGAAAUCAGAAGCCAAAGCCACGCUACAGAGACAGAAGUCCGAGGUUCUGAGUGAAGAGGAGCUGGACAGGAUGAAGGAUGAGAGGGAGAGGAUCGAGGCGAAGCACGCGGAGCUGAGGGAGCGUCAGGCCAGAGAUAAAGGACUUUUCCCCGAUGUCGAAGAUGAUUACAUGGACCCCAACUACGCGCGCAUCAACAACUUCAGAGACAGCUCGUCCCCCCGUCAGUCCCCCUACAGCAGACUCCGCACCCCGUCGCCCCAACGCCCGCCUCCCCACGGCCUCGGCCCAGGCUCCUCCCACGGCAACGAGCCGUCCAAUAAGGACCCCCUGGAUGGGCUGUAUGCCAAGGUCAACAAGCAGAGACAAGCCCCGCCCAUGGCCGACAGUAGUGUGGACCGUAUACAGCAGCUGAGGAGAGAGUACCAGCAGGUCUGCAGAGAGGGAGCGGCACCAGUCUAUGAAGAGAUAGAGAACAGACAAAGAGGACCUGAGUAUAACCAACACAAGAUGCCAGUGAGAGUGGCAGGACCUGGGCCUGAUCAUCGUCUAGCUCCACGCUACGAAGAGGUGGAGCGGCAAUAUGCUUCCUUACCCAGGCGCGGCCCGAUGGAUCCUUCUGAGGGGUACGCCAUUCAGCAGCCAGGUUGGGUUGGUCACUACCCUGGUCCCCAACCAUCCUACCCCAAUCCCAACUACCCUCCCAGGGGUGACCCCAACUACCCUCCCAGGGGUGACCCCAACUACCCUCCCAGGGGUGACCCCAACUACCCUCCAAGGGGUGACCCCAACUACCCUCCAAGGGUUGACCCGCGCCAGGCCGACCCAGGGUACUACCACCCCCCUCCUCUACGCCAGGACGUCCCCCCGUCCCCCACUCUGCCCCUCCGGGCCCCCCGUUAUGACACCAUGAACCGUGGAGGAGGAGGAGGAGGGGGAGGAGGAGGAAGAGGAGGAGGAGGAGGAGGGUAUCGCCAGGCCAGCCCAGAGAGGUACGCCUACGGCGUGGAAGGACCGGCCCGUCACCAUGAUCCACGCCAGAAGAACCCCAUGACUGCUGCUGUGUAGAGCUGAACUGAGAUCAGUGCCUGUAUGAAGUUCUGACCUAGGGUCAGGUCGCCAAACCCCCCAUCUCUCCCCUCUCCAUGUAGUCUCAAUCAGGCUAAACUGAUCGUAGAUCAGCCCUUGGUCUGAUCGUAACUCUAGCUAGAGUAUCUUGUCUGUUUCACUCUCUACACCAGUCAAUCCAACAGGGUUGUGACCACUAUUGGCCAGCUGUUGAACAAAUACCUGUUUAUACACUAUAAUGGCAAUCCCCAUAUUGUCUUAUUAAUUACUAUGUGGACGGUAGAUGAUCAAAGGUAAUCUGUACCUCAGAACAUUCCGUACACACACACACGCGCACGCACACACGCACACACACACACACACACACGCACACACACACACGCACACACACACACACACACACACACGCACACACACACACACACAC